Corythoichthys intestinalis (scribbled pipefish) is the source of this 3409-nucleotide messenger RNA. It is a transcript of the gene adam19b, whose product is annotated as ADAM metallopeptidase domain 19b. The transcript has 23 exons. The record is from RefSeq and is a predicted model, not a curated record. Gene Ontology annotation, molecular function: metalloendopeptidase activity. NCBI's taxonomy places the organism in Eukaryota, Metazoa, Chordata, Actinopteri, Syngnathiformes, Syngnathidae. The coding region runs from base 127 to 2823 and encodes 898 amino acids. Gene Ontology annotation, biological process: membrane protein ectodomain proteolysis.
CCCUUGGAAGAGCGGCGGCUCCUCGCCCUGUCACACCGACGUUGAGUGUCCUUGUGUCGGAUGUGAGGGAUCCCGGCGAGGGUGCACAUUGAUGUCUCUCCCGUCCGAAAUCUCUUGGAGCCUUUCAUGUUUAGGAUGCGUCCUCCUCUCCAUGGCGCGCCGUCCUUUCCUCUUUGGUUGUCCCUCUUAACGCUCCUCAAUUGGGCUCAGCCUUCUGUGCAAGCUGCUCUUGGAGAAAAUGUUGCAGUGGCGAGUAAUGAGAUCACCUAUCCCAUAUGGCUGCAUCCUCGCAGGCACAGCAGGUCUGCCGACAGAGAGCAUCCCGCCGAAGCUCAUGUUCUCAUCUCAGCUGAGGGCCAGGAGCUGCGACUUCACCUGGAGAGGAAUGAGCAGCUGUUGACACCUGGAUAUCAGGAAAUGUGGUACACUCCGGAUGGAAGUCGCAAGGCCUUCUCCCCUGUCAACAUGAAUCACUGUUUGUACCAUGGAGAGGUUGCGGGUGUAGACGGUUCCAGUGUGGUUGUCAGCACAUGCUCAGGACUCAGGGGACUCAUUUCUCUAAACGCAAGCGUCAGCUACCUCAUUGAGCCCGUUUCCACGGAUACACUCCAGCACGCUGUUUUCCGAACCAAGAGUCUCCAUCUACCUCCUACAAGCUGUCUGCAGGGCCAUAGUAACGAGGAAGUGCUUGGCACCUUCCUGCAUGGGAUGACAUCAGAACACAAGUUACGGGAACGAAGAGACCUAAGUCAGAAUAUGAAAUAUGUGGAACUGCUGUUGGUGGCGGAUAAGACUGAGUUUGACAAACAUGGGAGUAGUCUCGAGAAGACCAAACUGAAAUUGCUGGAAGCUGCCAAUUUAGUUGACAAGUACUACAAGGCUUUAAGCAUCCGUAUAGCGCUAAUCGGUUUGGAAGUAUGGACCAACCAGGACAUGAUUGACGUGUCCGACAACCCACACAGCACCUUGGCGGCGUUUCUGUCCUGGAGACGCAAACAACUUAACACGCUACACAAUGACAACGCUCAGCUCAUCACGGGAAAGUCAUUCCAGGGUACGACUAUUGGAUUGGCACCUCUGAGAGCCAUGUGCUCGGAAUACCAGUCUGGUGGAGUGAACACGGACCACUCGGAGUCAGCUGUUGGCGUGGCUGCCACCAUGGCGCAUGAAAUGGGCCAUAACUUUGGCAUGAGUCAUGACAGCACUGGCUGCUGCCAGGCCAAAGAUGAGGACGGGGGUUGCAUCAUGGCAGCUGCAACAGGGCAUCCGUUUCCACGUGUGUUUAAUGCUUGUAACAUGCGAGAGCUGAAGAGCUACUUGAACUCUGGAGGAGGAAAAUGUCUCUUCAAUGAGCCCAACACCAGAGCCAUGUAUGGAGGACAACGCUGCGGCAAUGGCUACCUGGAGGAUGGCGAGGAAUGUGACUGUGGCGAAGAAGAGGAAUGUACCAGUCCCUGCUGUAACGCAAACAACUGUACUUUAAAAGCUGGAGCCGAGUGCGCCCAUGGUGUCUGCUGUCAUAACUGCAAGCUGAAGAGCCCAGGGGUGAUAUGUCGUGCUCCCUCAGGCCAGUGCGACCUGCCGGAGUAUUGUGAUGGCAAAGCUGAGUCUUGCCCCGCUAACUUCUACUUGGUGGAUGGCACGUCGUGCGCGGAUGGGAAAGCCUACUGUUACACCGGCAUGUGCCUUACAUUGGAGCAGCAGUGCCGCUCACUCUGGGGACGAGAUGGCCGUGCGGCGCAUGACGUGUGUUUCAAGAAAGUCAAUGAAGCUGGUGACAUGUAUGGCAACUGCGGUAAAGAUCUGCUUGGGAAAUACAGGAGCUGUACAGACAGAGAUGCUAAAUGCGGUAAGAUCCAGUGUUUAUCUUCGGCGGCCAAGCCAAUAGAGAGCAACGCAGUGCGCAUAGAGACAACUGUGACUGUUGGCAACAAGAGGAUGAAGUGCAUGGGAACACAUGUGUACAAACCGGGACAGCGAGAUGAAGAGGGAACGGGGGACACUCUGGACCCAGGCCUCGUCAUGACCGGCACCAAAUGUGGCGACAACUCAAUUUGCUUCAAUGGCGAAUGCCGUAAUGCAUCUUUCCUCAAAGCUGAUGACUGUCAUGCCAAAUGUAAUGGACAUGGGCUGUGUAACAACCAGCACAACUGCCACUGCGAGAGCGGUUGGGCUCCACCUCUGUGUAACCAGAGGGGGCUGGGUGGGAGCGUAGACAGCGGACCUGUCGUGAGUCAAAGCAACCUCCUUCCAGUCCUGCUGGUCCUUCCUCUGCUUUUCUUGGUUCUAUUGGCUGUUGGACUGUGGUGCCGCUAUAAACAUAAACUCCAACCACUUAAAACAUCCUCUCCAGCACCUGUUCCGAGUUGUUCAGUUUCGGUGGAAGCCAAGCCUCUGCGGCGGGACAGCGAUGUGAAUGGUCACACCAACCCAACAUUCUUGCUGAAAAAGCAAGACUUGGACCAACAGGGAAAGUCUCCUGCUCAUCCGAGCCCGGUGCCUAAACUUGCUUCCAUGCGCCCCGCUGUGAAGCCCCCUCCUGUCCCAAUCCACGCUGCACAGCAGAGUCCUAUCCUGAGACAAUCCUCACUUCAGAGUCACUCUCCCAUUCGGCCUGAGCCGAGACGAAAGCGUGCUCCCCCGCCACCCUCAGGACCCGCCGCACCACGACCAGAGCCGCCAAACAGGCCUCCACCGCCUUGUCCUGUCAGCAAAACGGCAGUGCACCAAUCGAUAGGCCAACCUGUAACCAUUGACGCGCUGCUUAAGGGAAAGGCUGCUCUGGUGACAUCUAUUGACCGGAAAAAGCCAAACAGAUCUUGAACAAAAAGCUCAGGGAGUCGUUGAGGACCAAUUUGAUUAAAUGAAUAUACGGUAAAUACUUGACACUCUGGAUCUGUGGGCUGCUCUCUACUGAUGCGGUAGCCGUGUGGAAAGAAAUGUGAAUGAGUUUAUGUCGGCAGUGUUGUAAAAAUUGAUGGAAUAUUUAUUCCUAAAGCAAAGAAAAAAUGAAUGUUUACUGUAUUAAUUAAACAUGGUGCCUCUGGAAGAGCAUCGGCAGUAAAUGAUAUCUUACAUUAAGAAAAUACACCGGUGCUGAAAUGCUUAUGUGGGUCAUUUUAACUGGACUACAGUCAAUGCAUAUACAGUAAUUAUGAUGAGAGGCAAAUAUCAUAAAUUAUCUCUUUGAAAAAAAAAAUAAAGGCCAUUCUGUAUUUUUUAUAACUUUAUUUCAUCUAGUUUUUUAUUUGUACUUACAAUAAAUAUUAUAUAAAAUAUCGUCACCUCUUCACUCUACUUGUAGUAAGCUUUUGGUGCACAAAUGCACUGGCUAUAAAAAGCAUACACACCCCACAGGGUUGUGUAGGGUUAAUUGUUUUUGAUGCAUAAAUAUGCAUUGGGCGGAAAA